This is a messenger RNA of Anisakis simplex (herring worm), 855 nucleotides long. The record is from the annotation of a GenBank genome assembly. Lineage: Eukaryota; Metazoa; Nematoda; Chromadorea; Rhabditida; Anisakidae.
AUGUCUUUGGUGACCGUACAGCGUUCUCCGACUCCAAGUGAGGAUGCAGACUUAGAUGAAACUGAUGUUGAUAUAAGUGAAUGCGACUCAUCAUCACCACGUCGAUGUAGAAGUGUUACCUCAAGCGAAUGUUUCUUCUACGUUAAAGGAACUGCAGUGAUUUUACUGAAUCAUGACCGUACUAAUACGGUACCAACUUCUACGAAUGAUGAAAUCGAGGAGCAUCUGCAGUCAAUGUUACGUAUCAUAUCACCUCAACACACACUCACAAUGGCUGUUCGUCUACAAACAACAUCCUCUUUGACGGCAUCAGUCAAUAAUGAAUUCGAUGAAUGUUGUUCAUUCCCGUGUUCCACUUCAUCCUAUUCAUCAUUGGUAUCGCUAUCACAAGAUCAUGCCAGAUAUCUUGCCGUUGUCACGUCUUCAUUCCGCCCUGCUUCUUGUUCCUUGAAUCGUAAUGACGAUUGUAAUAGUGCUGAUAAGGAUCUGUCAUUCAGUAUCCGAGAAUGCGUUCUACUUGGACUUGACUGCAUCACUAAUGACGAGAAGGCAACGAUCGGUGUAGUGAUACCGAUUCAUGCAUCAACGCAUAUUCGUUUGGAUGGCGAUGGUGGGAUAUCAAUUGAUUUUGAUCAAUCAUAUCACCACUUAUUCAGACCUGUUUCUGUUCAAGCUAUGUGGACUAUGUUUCAGUGCCUUCAUAAGGAAUUGCGGGAAGCUCAAAACGCCAUAACUUCGCCGUCACAGACGGCACGAUCCGAUGAACGUAUGACAGAUUAUUAUCUGAAGAAUAUUUCAUCGCAAGAUGCAAUCCGCAAUGAAUGGUUGGUUGUUUGGCCGUUCUUAUUUUCUUGA